Anopheles moucheti is the source of this 4055-nucleotide messenger RNA. It is a transcript of the gene eff, whose product is annotated as ubiquitin-conjugating enzyme E2-17 kDa. Gene Ontology annotation, cellular component: nucleus. The transcript has 6 exons. The record is from RefSeq and is a predicted model, not a curated record. Gene Ontology annotation, biological process: ubiquitin-dependent protein catabolic process; protein polyubiquitination. Gene Ontology annotation, molecular function: ubiquitin conjugating enzyme activity. NCBI's taxonomy places the organism in Eukaryota, Metazoa, Arthropoda, Insecta, Diptera, Culicidae. The coding region runs from base 756 to 1199 and encodes 147 amino acids.
UGAUAAUCUCUUUUGAGACGUUCAGCAGUGUAGAAGGUGCAUACGGGAAAAAAUAAUUUUCUCAGUUCGUUUCCUGUGCUUUUGCAAGUGAAGUUUGUUCAUUCAAUAACUUCAAUCCCACCAAGUGGUGUCGUUGUCCCCGACAGGGACCAUUUUCGUCAGAAUAGUGCACGGAAAGAAGGAGGGUGGCACCAUUCCCGCAUUUCGAGGGGCACCCACCAAUAUCCGUAUCCGCAACGGAGCUGUAGGAAUAUUUUGUCGUCGCGUUGUAAUACUGGACCGAAAAGCUGAAGAGUGACCUUUUAGCUUGAAGUGAACCGCUGUUUUUGGUGUGAGAAUACAAACUCUACACACCCGCGCGCGUAAGCCAAGGUGUUGAGCUGCUUCCUUUGGCAAAACAACAACAAACGCAGUUUUAUCGCAGCAGCGCAUAGCGGAAAACAUUUCUCCCGGGUUGGUGUGUGCUUCGAACGCGUAGAAAAACGCGGAAAGAGCAUAUCUUCCUACGCGCUAUAGCCCUAAGGACAGCAGGGGCGCCGUCAGAUAUAGAGAAAAAGAACCCAGCUCCUAGUGGUGAUCACCUAUCAACAAAUUAGAAAGCCCGAUUGUCCCCGGUGCGCUGACCGUCAAUCAAACAAUAUAACCCCCCUCUCCUCCACAACACUCUCGUAGGCGAGCGAAAGAUCCUUUGUUUGGUUUGGUGGAUAACUCCAUCUCGAAACGAGUGUACUGCGAGCGGAUAAGAAAAAUCGAGGAUGGCAUUAAAAAGAAUUAACAAGGAAUUACAAGACUUGGGGAGGGACCCACCAGCACAAUGUUCAGCCGGUCCAGUCGGCGAUGACUUGUUCCACUGGCAGGCAACGAUCAUGGGCCCGCCAGACAGUCCGUACCAGGGAGGCGUAUUUUUCCUUACAAUACAUUUCCCAACAGACUACCCAUUCAAACCACCAAAAGUGGCUUUUACGACACGUAUAUAUCAUCCAAACAUCAACAGCAACGGGUCGAUCUGUCUGGAUAUAUUAAGAUCUCAAUGGUCUCCCGCCCUGACAAUUUCAAAGGUGUUGUUGUCCAUCUGCUCUCUGUUGUGUGAUCCCAACCCCGACGACCCACUGGUGCCGGAGAUCGCCAGAAUAUAUAAAACCGAUCGGGAAAAAUAUAAUGAACUUGCCCGGGAAUGGACAAGAAAGUAUGCUAUGUGAUGCGUUCCAGACGAAACAUUGCUACGUAAACCCUACACCUACACGAACGACAAACAUAAGAGCAGCAGCGUGCAGUUUACCAUCCACUAUUCGCGCGAAAACACCAGCAGCAAAAACAUCAGCCAGUAUGGUUGUAGGCAGAAGCAGAAGCAGUCCUGGGACGGUAUUGAUAGAGGUAGCAUCAUCAAAAUUUUCAAUAAUAGCAGCAGCAUUGUGUGCUUGCAGUACCACAAACUGCAACAGCAGCAGCAGCAGAACAAGAAACAACGGGAAAGGAAAGUUACAACGGUGCAUAACACGAUGAUGGAUUAUUGCUAUGUGAGCGGCAGCUCGACUGGUGGUGGAUCCUUUCAGCACCACCAUGAAAACAGCUGUCAUCUGGUGCAGCAACAACGUCGCACUCUCCGUAUGCUGAACCAACAGCGAGACAGCAUACUUCCGUACUAUAAUCAUCAACGCAAUAGAACCGACAGCGAGGCAAACAGACAGGUUGCUAAAAGCAACCUUUCUUUGACUGACCAACUCCACAACACCAUUCACAGUAACGACAGCAAUAAUAUUACUAUCCCUUACUACCGUUACGCAGUCGUCGGUACGCCGUUGGCUAGAUGCUUCUGGCAGAUCAUCGUCCAGCAGCACGACGGUGGUGUUGACAGCAGUGGUUUUGCUCACUACUGUUGCUGCUGCUGCGGUGACAGCAACCACAAUCUUUGCUGUCACAAUUUCGCACCAACCGCUACUGCUACUCGGCCUUUUUAGACUAUUAUUUUUACACAUAGAACGCCUUUUUUUGUCUCACACGAAACCGAGAUGGAAGGGGCAUAGUUAUGAUUUUUUUCUUGUGAUGAUUGAUCCAUCAUUUAUGCAACCCCCCCCCUCUCCCCGUCGCGCCAUAUUUUUCGUAGCGCAAACGACAGAAUCACGAGUAAGCAUAGCAAGCUUUCACACGAAACGAUACAGAAUUCAAACUAAAUUUGUACACCGUGUUUAGUUUGGAGUGUCGGGCUAUAUAAUAGAGAUAAUGCUGAGCAUACGCGCGAAAGGGUAAACACAGCGAAUGGUUAAGGACUUAGUGAGGAGAAAAGAAAUAAUAUCAGGAGAAGAGGAGGAGAUGGUCGAGAGGAGUAGGAGGACGAUAACAGUUGUGUUAUAGUCGCAGAUCUUUAUAAGUUAUUUAUUCAAUAAUUGUCGUCUGCAUUACGUUGUUUGCCCUGCCAGAGAUACCAACAGGCUAGACUAGCGUUUCAACGCAUUACAACCCCCCCCCAACUCAGCAUUAAUUCUCCCAAUGCCGGCGGUAUCUGUCAAAAACAUCCAAGACACUCUAUACCCGUCCAGGCACACACUCCUAGCUCGACUCACACAAAAGACACUAGAAACAUUCGACAAAAAGAAAACUCGUUAAUGGGGCGACGGAAAAAAUACUAUUUGGUUCGUUUAUGUCAAUGAUGAUCAAAAUUCAUAAUGCAAUAAUUACAGCAACAAAGAAUAAAUACCAUUACAAAAGAUGAUCGUUCUUGGAUAGAUACCCCUGCUCUCGUCCUCCCAUUGCUGGCCCCAAUCUUGUAUGUGUGUGUAUGUAUGUAUGUAUGUGUGUGUUUGAUGCACACAUAAAUGCCGAGCAGCAUAGCAAAACAAAACAAAAUCUUGCAUGCAAAGAAAACCCUAAUGCAACCCGAUGCUGGAUGCACUAGUGUGUUUGUAUCUUGUGUGCAUCGAUUAUCCUUUCAUUCUCUGGUGAGAAAUAAGCAAUGAAUUUGGUUAUUUGGCUGGUAAAGAAGCCCGCCCGUGUGAGACAAAAGACCGUCAAGAUAAUAUUCAGUGCGAUCAUGUAACUCGUUCGACCCCGGGGGCUUUUGGCGCUCAAUAGAAAAUGAACCAAGGGAAAAAAAAAAAUAUUUCAUCAAGAACGGCCAGGCCGUAUUGCUUUAGAACUUAAUCUAAUUACUAGCUAAUCUAGUUUACAAUUCGCAUUCGUUUGAAGAUCCUUCUCCAAACAGUGAAAAGUCACCUUAUAUCCCUUGUGUACUCGGUCAAGGAGAAAAUUUUAUAAAAUCCAAAAUCACUAAUUUUAUUACUUUUAGCUCUAGGGCGACCCGGUGCCAUGAUGGUAGCGGCGCCGGUCUUUACAAGAACGAACCGGAUCAAAAUUCCAUUCGGACCAAAUCCCCUGUAGCAACAGGGUUUGACAAAUAGAAGAUUAUAAUGUUUUUAAUAAACCCGGGGAUCGGUAAUUUGGGGCGGGGUUCACACACGGCAGGAAAAAUAUGAAACAUUAGGAAUUUAAUUUUCGGAUCCGUAGCUCGCAAGGUACCCCGCACCCAGGAGAGCAGGAGUUGCAUGAUCCCACUGAUUUAAGACCCGUUCUAGGGACAAAACAGAAGGGUGCGCGUGGCUGAGCAGAGGGGUAGAGAAAGAGAGAGAGAGAGAAGGAAAGGUGAUCUGUUACAUACUACAACCAACAACAUCAAAAAUACCACACAACGUAUAAUAUUCCGCUCCUGCUGUAUGUGAGCGCAUAACACAGAAGAAUAAAGGGAAAAAAUAACAGCCAAGUAGAAUUAUUAAUGAAUGAUUGGAUAAGAACAGACCCUGUCAAAAUAUACGGGGUGCCUGCGGGCUAUGAUUUUACAUACGAGCAGGCUCGUGGGCCCCAAAACAGUUUGGCAUCACUGGGAUAGAGGCAGCGAAAGAGAGAUAAAAAAUAAAUGAAAAGCGCAGAAUGUGAAGUGUUUUAUGUGAGAUAAUAAGAAACUGGCGUUACUGGCGUUAGCACACAAAAACAAGAUGAAAAAAAAAACGGAAAAAUUAAAAUCAGUUAGAAAGAUUCACGAGACGCGAAGAAGAAAUACUAGU